GAGACGGCCGCGGCGGCGGCGACAGUGGGUUCGGUUGCGCGUAGCGCACGGGGUAAGAGCGCAGCCCAGGCCGGGAAGAGGGGCCGCCGCCGCCGAUACCAUGGGGAACGUGUUGGCCGCCAGCUCUCCGCCCGCGGGGCCGCCGCCGCCUCCGACGCCGUCGCUCGUGGGGCUGCCGCCGCCGCCGCCUUCCCCGCCGGGCUUCACGCUGCCGCCGCUCGGGGGCGGCCUGGGCAGCGGGUCCAGCGCGGGCCGCGGCUCGGAGCGGACUCCCGGGGCUGCGGCCAGCGGCGCCGCGGGGGCCUCGGACGAUGGGGGCUGCGGCUGCCUGCCCAACCCGGGCACGUUCGAGGAGUGCCACCGGAAGUGCAAGGAGCUGUUUCCAGUUCAGAUGGAGGGUGUCAAACUUACAGUUAACAAAGGGUUGAGUAACAGGUUCCAGGUGACCCACACAGUAGCCCUCGGCACAAUUGGAGAGUCCAAUUACCACUUUGGGGUCACGUACGUGGGGACAAAGCAGCUGAGUCCUACGGAGGCCUUCCCCGUGCUGGUGGGUGACAUGGACAACAGCGGCAGCCUCAACGCACAGAUCAUCCAUCAGCUGAGCCCAGGCCUCAGGUCCAAGAUGGCCAUCCAGACCCAGCAGUCGAAGUUUGUGAACUGGCAGGUGGAUGGGGAAUACCGGGGCUCCGAUUUCACGGCGGCUGUCACCCUGGGCAACCCAGAUGUCUUGGUGGGUUCAGGAAUCCUGGUGGCCCACUAUCUCCAGAGCAUCACGCCAUGUCUAGCCCUGGGCGGGGAGCUCGUCUACCACCGGCGGCCUGGAGAAGAGGGCACUGUCAUGUCUCUAGCUGGGAAAUACACACUGAACAACUGGUUGGCAACAGUAACACUGGGCCAGGCAGGCAUGCACGCCACAUAUUACCACAAAGCCAGUGAUCAGCUGCAAGUGGGCGUGGAGUUCGAGGCUAGCACCAGGAUGCAGGACACCAGCGCCUCCUUCGGGUACCAGCUGGACCUGCCCAAGGCCAACUUCCUCUUCAAGGGCUCUGUGAACAGUAACUGGAUCGUGGGCGCCACGCUGGAGAAGAAGCUGCCUCCCCUUCCCCUGACCCUGUCCCUCUGCGCCUUCCUGAACCACCGCAAGAAUAAGUUCCUGUGCGGCUUUGGCCUCACCAUCGGCUGAGCCCUCUCGCCCUUGCCCUUCCUCUGCAGACCACCACUGGGCCGGCCGCCCUCCCCUCCUCUCCCUCCCUCCUGGGGUCAGGGCAGCGGGAAGGAGGGGACCCACCUCAUGCCAGAGGAUCCCCAGCGCCAGGGGACAGUGUCCAAGGAGCCUGGGGUCCCGGAGGGAGUUCUGGAAUUUGAAGGGCACUCGAUUAUGAGCGCCCUGGUAGAGGUGGCUGGACAGGCUCAGGGACGAAAGACGUGACGUGACGUCCCUGUCCUCCUGAGGGCGGCAGAGGAGCGCCCGGCCGCCCGUCACUUUUCCCCUCCACCCUCCAUAGAAAUCAUGUUUAUAAGUUAUGGAAGAACGGGACAUUUUACAGAAAAAACAUAAAAAACAAAAAAUGCACAAGGAAAAAAACUGA
Molecule: messenger RNA, 1592 nt
Organism: Phodopus roborovskii (desert hamster)
Lineage: Eukaryota; Metazoa; Chordata; Mammalia; Rodentia; Cricetidae
Gene: Tomm40
Product: translocase of outer mitochondrial membrane 40
Exons: 10
Coding region: 101-1186 (361 amino acids)
Biological process (GO): protein import into mitochondrial matrix
Cellular component (GO): mitochondrial outer membrane translocase complex; mitochondrial outer membrane
Molecular function (GO): transmembrane protein transporter activity
Source: RefSeq, a predicted model, not a curated record